AUGAAGCUUGGAACUUCUCCGUUGGUGUUUGGAACAAGUGGUAACGAUGUUCUGGCAUUGGGUGUAUCUACUGGUCAGCUGAACUGGAGGGUUAAUGACUGUCAUCUCGGAAACUUAUUGCGAAAGUUCAGCGCUUCUUCUAGCAAAGCAAUAUCUUCUAUUUCCAUUUCACCAGACCUUUUAACUGCCAUCGUUUACCAAACGGCAUAUGCAUUUCUUGCAAUGGAUCACCCUGUUAUCUUCUUGGAUAGCAAGUGUAUUAGUAGUAGUAAUCCAGAUGAUGAAGUACACAAUUCUAAACCCACAAAGAUCAGCAUAUCUGAUGAUGAUGGAGUUUUAAAGAAACACAAGGGAGCAAUUCCUAAUGUAUUUGCUGCGAAGCUACAAACGAUUUCUGAGUCUGCUUGUGGUCACGUGUUUCUUGCCUAUGGUUUCCUAAUAAAACCAUCAUUUGAGAAAGUUCUGGUGCACUUCGGAACAAACUUAAAGUUAAAUAGUUCAGAUGAUGGAAUCCUUCUACCCAUUAGUCAAUCACACAAGUCAAAGAAAACAUCCAAGAUGCAGAAUCAAGUUACUGCUCUAGAUCAUACAAAUGCCGAGGGUGCAUUACUUCCUAAGCCCAAAGUUUUGGAUUUGAUGGAUGGAAAGAAUGGAGCUAAUUCUGUGGCAACUAAAGAUGAUGCUGAUAAAAUAGAUGUUGAUAUUGGAACACUAUGCAUGGAAGACAAGCUGAGAUCUUUAGGGAUACUUGGUAAUAUUGAUUCCACGCUUAGCUCAAUAUUGGAUUCAAAAAUGUUGAAGGGUAUUAAUCUUGAAGCUACUGUACCGUUAAAAAAGGUAAAGGCUGCAAUCUUAUCCAUGGAACCUGAUGAUGAUGCUUUCAACUCGCUAAAAAUCUUGGUGGAUGUUUGGCUAUCUAAGUGCACUAUUUUAAAUUUCUUAAUCGUAAAUUAUCUGUAUACGACAUGUUAA
Molecule: messenger RNA, 972 nt
Organism: Fraxinus pennsylvanica
Lineage: Eukaryota; Viridiplantae; Streptophyta; Magnoliopsida; Lamiales; Oleaceae
Source: the annotation of a GenBank genome assembly